Harmonia axyridis is the source of this 5673-nucleotide messenger RNA. RefSeq lists its product as uncharacterized. Lineage: Eukaryota; Metazoa; Arthropoda; Insecta; Coleoptera; Coccinellidae. Bases 81 to 5549 code for a protein of 1822 amino acids. The transcript has 2 exons. The record is from RefSeq and is a predicted model, not a curated record.
AUCAUAAUUCAAUAUCAUGCCGAUAUAGGUAUCAGUUUGUGUAGGAGAACUCAGUUAUUGCCCUUUCAGGAGUAGUGAAGAUGAAGAGGUUAAAAUGGAAGCUGCUUCUAAUGCUUCUGUGUGUAUUGAAUUCAAAUUCGACUCCUUUUGAAGAAGAUGUGGAUCAAAUUUACAAUAUGGAUUUGACAAAAAGAGGUCGAACUUUCUUUGGAUUGAAACAGUACUUGAUAGAAGCAUUAACCAAUUGUGAACUGGCUCCAGGAAAAAAUGUUGAGUUAGUAAUAACACCUCCAGAAGGUGCUACAUUAGAUAAUGAGGAAAGUAUAAUUGAAACCAUUAAACAACUACUUCCCAGCUUCAUUGCCACUUCAGAUACAACUUUCAAAGUUGAAAUGGGCAGUAAAGGCCCUUUGAGUGAAAUUAAGUUAAAAAUUUUCUGUGGAUUCAGGACGAGUACGAGAAUUGGCGAUUUCUUAGGUUCGGUUAGGAAUAUAGUGGAACCGUUCAAAAUGAAAGUAGAUUCGAUCAAGGCGGAUAUCAAAUCGAAAGUAAACACCAUAUUGGAGAGUGCUUUGUCAGAAAGCCUAAAACUAAUACAAUUGGGCCAAGCAACCAGCUUUGUCUUCUCUGUAGAACCCCCAAAAGAUUCACAUUCAGCGUUCAAAGCCCAACUGGAUCAAAUCGUCAAAGAAAAGAUGCAAGAAAUGAAGUUCAACGAGUUCGACUACACUAUGAACGAAAAGUUCAUCCAUGAGGGAGGAAAACUAAAGAAUAUCGAAUACACCAUAAAUUUAUUUCCUGAUGUUAUUUCUUCAGCAAUUGUAGAUUUUGAAAUCGACCUAACCAAAGCCAACGUCGACUAUGCCAUCUUCAUAAGGAGGCUGUUCUCCAAGUUCCUUGGGAAUCAACCGGAGAAGAAGUGUAAAAAUAUGUAUGUUCAAGUAAAAGAAAAACAGAAACUAUCUGAGGCAGUUAUCACAAAACUCAGGAUAACAACGGAAAAGAUUCUAAACGAGAUGUAUUCUGAGCAGACUUUCAGUGUAACAACACAAAAGUCGGUAACGAAUUCGAAUACGAUCGAUCUUUAUGUAAACUGCCACAACCUUGGACCUAAUCCAAGAUCGUUUGGAUUUUCGAUCGGAGGUGGUACAUUACAAGCUGAAGCUGGGUUCUUAGGCACAAAACAAAAGUUGACGAUCGAUCUAACCCAUCCUGGAGUCAACGUAGCUUCGAACCUCCAAAAUAUUUUCACUGUUUCUUUACCUAACAUACUUUCAGAAUUACGAACGAAAAAUUCCGUGAAACUCUCUUUCAAUAUAAAACCCCCUAAAAGUCAAGGGGUUGCUUACGUCGAAACUGCUAAGAAUGACCUCUCAAUCGAAUUAAGAAAAUAUUUUGGAGACUGCAGGGUAGCUAUAAAUCCUCAACCUGUGUUUGAUUCUUUAGGCUUUUUGCAAGAUAUAAUUUUCGACGUGAGUCUUGAGAAAACGCUUAAUUUCAUGGGAAUACUUGAGGAGGGAAAUAACAUAGUCAAGAAUUUAUUCAAACCAGGUAACAACAUCGCGUUAGAAUUAAGUAAUAAGGUGAAAAAUCUCUUACCAAAAAUCGUUGCAGAUUUAAGACUAAAACAAAAAGUUUCCUUCAAGCUAACCCUAGAACCACCAAGUCAUUCAAAUUCGGAAUACAUGAGGAGAGUUCAGGACGAUUUGAUGACGAUAUUGUGCAUUUUUUUCCCUAAUUGUGAAACAUCUGUAGUUGCCAAGGUUGAAAACAGUCCUAAUGGUAUUUUGAAACAUGUAUAUUUUGAUAUAAAUCUGCAACAAAGACAAAUUGGACUGUAUGGUAAUAUUAGUCCUAUGGAAGAAAUUAAAAUAUUUUUGAGUAAGCCAGAUACCUCCCUUCAUUCCGAAAUAUCCAUGAAACUGAAAAGAGGCAUUCCAAAUUUAAUGGAAAUUUUGAAUAAUAACAAACCAGUUUCAUUAAAUCUUCUGAUUUAUCCACCAGUACAUCGAACUGUUGAUUAUAUUAAAGAAUGUAAUCGAGAGGUUCUAUUGGUUACGAAAAAUUACUUCCCAAAUAGACGAAUCGAGUUAAUACGGAAAGUCCUUCUUGAUGAUAAAGGCUAUCUUGCUUCAACAAUAUACAAGAUCGAUAUUUAUCCAGACACAAAUAUGGAAAGUCUGCAAACUGCAUCAAACAUUGAUUCAGAUCAAUGGAUGGCAACCUCAUGGAACGGCCUCAAUCCAAUAGAAACGAAUUUAUGGGAGACGAAAGCACAUCCUGGAUCAAAUCCAUGGGAUGUUAGUAAUCAACCCGGUACAAAUCCAUGGGAGUUGAAUAAACCACCUGGAACAAAUCCAUGGGAGUUGAAUAAACCACCUGGAACAAACCCAUGGGACAUCAAUAAACCACCUGGAACAAACCAAUGGGAUGUGAAUAAACCACCGGGAACAAACCCAUGGGAUAUCAAUAAACCACCUGGCAUGAAUCAAUGGGAAUCAAAACCACCUGAAACAAACCAAUGGGAUGUGAAUAAACCACCGGGAACAAACCCAUGGGAUAUCAAUAAACCACCUGGAACAAACCAAUGGGAUGUGAAUAAACCACCGGGAACAAACCCAUGGGAUAUCAAUAAACCACCUGGCAUAAAUCAAUGGGAAUCAAAACCACCUGAAACAAACCAAUGGGAUGUGAAUAAACCACCGGGAACAAACCCAUGGGAUAUCAAUAAACCACCUGGCAUGAAUCAAUGGGAAUCAAAACCACCUGGAACAAAUCCAUGGGAAGCAAACCAAUCACCUAGUGAGAAUCCAUUGGAACCAAAACCUCCUGGAACAAACCCAUGGGAUAUCAAUAAACCACCUGGCAUGAAUCAAUGGGAAUCAAAACCACCUGGAACAAAUCCAUGGGAAGCAAACCAAUCACCCAGUGAGAAUCCAUUGGAACCAAAACCUCCUGGAACAAACCCAUGGGAUAUCAAUAAACCACUUGGACCGAACCCAUGGGAAACAAACAAACCACAUGAAGUGAACCCAUGGGAGACAAAUCCCCCUGGAUCGAACUCGUGGGAGACAAACAAACCACAUAACGCUAGCCCGUGGGCCACAAGACCUCCUGAAACGAACUCAUUGGGGACAACAGAACCACCUGGUGUUAAUUCAUGGAACACGAAUCCUCCCGAAUCUAACUCAUGGAAUGCCGAUGAGCCUCCUGUAAUAAACACAUGGAAGACAACAGAAUCACCUGAUGUGGAUCAAUGGGGAUUUAACCCUCCAAAGACAGACGAUGUACCUUGGGGACUCCAGCCACCUGGAAUGAACCCAUUGGAACCUACCAAACCGUACGAUAUCAGCAAUCCACAAACUUGGGAAUCAACAAAACCACCUGGGGUGAACUCAUUGGAUAUCAAUAAACCCCCUGGGAUGCACCCUUCUGAAAUGAACCCAUGGAAUAUCAACAAUCCACCUGGAAUUAACUCAUUCGAAACAACUUAUCCACCAAGCGUGGAGCCAAUGGGAAUAAACAAUCGUAUGGAUGACCAACUGACUUCAACUUAUCCCCCUGCAACAAACGCGUGGGAACCUAGACCACCUGUAGGAAACCAAUUGGAUACCACAAGACCAACUCUUGAUAUGAAGCCAAGAAUUGACAUCGGCGAUGUUUUUAUAAACAAUGACACUGAAGUAGAAGAAACUGUGAUCUCCACGGUGAGAAAACAUCUGGUAUCUAUCCGAAGUAUGUUAGACGAUCAGCAAAAUGUUGAAAUUCCAUUUGUUGUUACUAACUCUGAUAUUCAUUACAAAUCGAACGAUAUGAUGCCCAUGGUGAUUGGUAUUUUCCAACAAUACCUUCCGAAUGUCAUCAUAACGUUGAAGACCGGCAACAAUAAUAGAUUCUUUGUAGAAAUCAAUCCGGUUAAGAAGAACAUGAUGGAGAUCGAUCUCAGAAAACCAGGCCAAAACAUACAUGAAAAAGUCCAGCAGAAGUUUUUUGAGAUCAAGAGAAUGUUGGGCAUGACAUUGAGUGAAGAUAAGAAAGUGGAGCUAGUUUUCGACAUUCUAAAACCAGACAAUGAAUCUCCUAGGAUGGUAGUGGAAAUAGUGCGUAUGUUAGAUGAUUUGUUGACGCGAACAUUCCCAGAUACAAAAGUAAAAUUCAGCAUCAUAGAAAAGGAUCAUUCAAAAGUUGAGAUUGUUGUCGAUUUGAGCACUACUUCAACUCACAUAAGUCUCCAAAAAGAAUCGACCAACAUCGUUGUUUCUAUAGAAAGAAAGAACAUACCUCCAAUCAACAUGAUAGACGAGAAAAUAAAGUCUAUGUAUACAACGUUGAGGUCUUUCCUGGAUGAACGCAAGCAAAUGACUUUGGUCUUGGAUGUUGACCUUCCAGUAGGUUCCAAUGAUUUAACUGUAAGGAGGAUCAUAGACCAUUUGAGACAAAUUUUGGGCAAGGAUUUCCCAAAGACUGCCAUUGGUAUCACGCCUUACGUCAACAGAGACCCCCAAAACCUCCUCACUGAGAUGAUUAUGGAGGUCUCUCUAAAUUCCUACUCUGGCCAGGGAUCCAUUCAAGUUGAGAACGUGCGUUUGGAUCUCUCCAACCAGCGCACCACCAUCAUCUCCGAAAUACAAAAAAUUUUACCACAUACGAUCGAGACAAUUCGAAAAAAUUUGAUCCAGCAAAAACCCGUGACCUUGAAUUUGCAAAUUCGACCUCCUGAGGAGACCAAGGAGUGGUAUAAUAAAAUGCUUCCUGAUGCUAUACUGCCUAUAUUAACAUCUCCUUUCUGCAACAACGAGAAACAAUGGUCAAUAACAGCCAACACUGAUCUUGAUGGCUACUUAGUCGACAUUUCGAUGAUCAUAACAUUUGAACCGUUCAAAAACUCGAAACAGUUCGAAAUAACUGAGUGCGAACAGAACAUUCUCAUAGAUUUAACACGACCAGAUAGUCGAUUGGACAUCGAAAUCGACAAGUUUUUGCCAACUGUCUAUCCUGACAUUCAAAUGUUCUUAGAACAAGGUCGAACAGAGUCUUUGAUUUUCAAAAUCAUUCCGCCUCUAAACGUUGAUAAAGACUAUAUAAAGAAGACAGAAGCAGCUGUUAUAAAAAUACUCCAAAAUUAUUUCCCUUACAAUGAAGUCGGUAUCAGGGUCAGUGCAGAUUCCCCUGGUGAAGGUUUAUUAACGAAUGUAUUGAUGACUUUAACAAUUAAACCGGAAGCUAAUCCUCUUCCUCCUGCUAGUAUUAACCUUCUUCUAGAUUUGUCUAUGGGGAGAAAUAUUGAAUUAUAUACCAAAAACGUAUUGCACAAGUAUAAACAUGUGAUUAAGAUUCUAUUAUCUAAAGAUCGAUCUGCAACUAUAAGUUUCAAGGUUAUUCCACCUAAAGGUGUCGACGAAAGUUACUUCAAGCAGCUUUCUUCUUCUUUAAUGCAUGUGAUGAAUAAAUUAUUCAAAAAGAAUGAGGUCAAAGUCCAAAGCAAAGCAGGUAAAAAUUCUAAAGGAGAAAUCUUUGCUAUUAGGACAGUAGUCACUCUGUCUCACUAGAAGAGGUCGCGAUAAAAAGAUUUUCGAUUUUAUAUUUCAUUGAAAUAUUUGGAUGAAAAACAUCUGAAAGGGAAGGAACUUUCUGGUAAAAUAUAUCAUUAAUAAACGAUAUAUUGCGUUUUGU